This is a messenger RNA of Vicia faba (fava bean), 405 nucleotides long. Lineage: Eukaryota; Viridiplantae; Streptophyta; Magnoliopsida; Fabales; Fabaceae. The record is from the annotation of a GenBank genome assembly.
AUGACCCCCGCCGUGUCAAACGUUUCUGGCCGCCACACGUUAAGCCAAAUCCUUGCAGAAUUCUCCAAGUUCGCCGUAGACUCCGCCAUCGAUGGCUACCUCAAAAUCAUCCCUGGUAGAAAGCAUGCAGAUAAGACGAUGCGGGAAGAACUGAUAAACAUACCAAUGUCGACACCAUUAAAGACCAAGAAACACCUGGGUGAAAAGGUUGCAAAUGAACUCUUUUUUGAAACAAAAGUGGAGCAAGGGAAGGAAGAGAUGAAAAAUAUAAAGCAGCAGUACAAAACAUCAAACAAAAUUGUUGAAGAUUCCCAGCCUCCAAACAAAAUGGGUGAUAAUGGCUUUAAGGGAAUUAAUCUAAUACAGAAAGAUGAGAAAAAAGUAUUCAUCCGGUCUCGUCUAUAG